Molecule: messenger RNA, 453 nt
Organism: Rhinocladiella mackenziei CBS 650.93
Lineage: Eukaryota; Fungi; Ascomycota; Eurotiomycetes; Chaetothyriales; Herpotrichiellaceae
Exons: 2
Coding region: 1-453 (150 amino acids)
Source: RefSeq, a predicted model, not a curated record
AUGGCUGAUAGUCUUUGCUUCCGCGACGCCUUCUUGCGCACCCAGUCUGCUGCACCUGAAGUGACCACUCCGAGAAUCACUCAAGAGGAAUAUUUACGACAUCUGGUCAGGCACAUGUGUAGCGUUCGACAUCCUUCCGACUCGAAACGUGAUCACUUUGUCUUUCAAUUCGAGCCAGUUGGCAACUGCCUCCGUGAGUUGGCUUUGAAUGACGAUUAUGAGCCGCUGAACGAGGCCGAGGCUCAGCAAUAUCACCAACUCCUCGUAGCUGCGCUCCACGGUGACCUCGAAACUGUCACCUCAACUUUUGACGCCGUUCGCCAGCUCCGCGCACCUAACCUCGAUCCUCUUCAACCCGUGGCGGCAGUGGGAGCGAGGGCAGGCCACAUGUCUAUCGUCAACUUUGCCCUCUCCCGCGGCGCCAAGCGUAAUCGAAGACAGAGAUCCCAAUAA